Molecule: messenger RNA, 1165 nt
Organism: Syngnathus typhle (broad-nosed pipefish)
Lineage: Eukaryota; Metazoa; Chordata; Actinopteri; Syngnathiformes; Syngnathidae
Gene: gcshb
Product: glycine cleavage system protein H (aminomethyl carrier), b
Exons: 5
Coding region: 277-855 (192 amino acids)
Biological process (GO): glycine decarboxylation via glycine cleavage system; protein lipoylation
Cellular component (GO): mitochondrion; glycine cleavage complex; cytoplasm
Source: RefSeq, a predicted model, not a curated record
CACAAUGGUUAUUUUGGCUCGAUUGUUGCCCUGUGCGGUCCCUCACACCCUUUUACCAUGCCACCACCAACCUGCACAUACACUGAUCUGACAGAAAUGCAUAUGGGUGAACCUAAAAUAUACUUAAGAACAUUUAUUAAAUAAGAAUAUUUCAAUUGGUGUGGGCUACUUACAGUAAAAUACAUUUUUCUUUUACUGGAGGAUUCGGUGUGGGCGUAAUCUGCAAUUUGACCGCUAGAUGCCAGCAAACCCGAGCGCCCGUGCCCUCCCCACUUGAUGAUGCGCGCUCCCGAGGUCAAGUGUAUGUGCGCGGGCACCCAAACGCACGCAUACGGAGUGAAGAUGGCGAUGAGAGCAGUGCUGCGGUGCUUCUCUGCAAACUUACCCUUCGGAGUUCCCCAGCUGUCGCCCGCUGCGGCUCUGCCAGCGACCCGGCUGCUGUGGGCGGCGAGGACACUGAGCACCACGGCUGCCCGCGCCGAAGCUUUAAAGUUCACAGAUAAGCAUGAGUGGGUGCGAGUAGAAGGUGACAUUGGCACCGUCGGUAUCAGCAAUUACGCUCAGGAAGCUUUAGGCGAUGUGGUAUACUGCGGACUUCCCGAAGUGGGCCAAAGCCUUGAACAAAUGGAAGAGUUUGGUGCCUUGGAAAGCGUGAAGGCCGCCAGCGAGCUUUACUCGCCGUUGACAGGCGAAGUGAAGGAAAUCAACACCCAGCUGGCCGACAAUCCCGGAAUGGUGAAUAAAGCCUGCUAUACAGACGGUUGGCUCAUCAAGAUGACCAUCGACAGGCCGGAUGAGCUGCAAGGCCUCAUGGAUCAAGCGGCGUACGAUAAUUUUAUCAAAUCACUGGAAUAAUAAAUCAUUCAACUUGGCUUACUUUUGUACUUCAGUAACCUCUGGCAACAACCCUUAUCUUCUGUGCUAUUUAUUGUCAUACUGAAUUAGUGCAUGGGAAUCAUUUUUGUCUGUAAAUAGCUUCUGUUUGGAAGAUACAGAUUCAUUGAGUUGGUAAAACCACAUAAGGGCUCUUAGGAAUGUUGGGUCUAGUUUCUGGUGCUCUUGGUUUGAAAUGUGCAUAAAUGAGAUGGAAAACUGGACAGUGGUUAUAAGUGCCAUCGCCUUCAUGAAAUAAAACUUUUCAUUCUCCUUUGAGAAGAAACACGUA